GUUCCCAAGCCACCCGUAAAAAUCCGCAGCGAAACGCAUCAUCCCCUUUCUUCCUCGUCGUGCUCCCGGCCUCCACACGACCACUCUCCCCCGCUCAGCUCCCAUCCUCGCCUCCCAUGGUGUCUCUCCUCUUCCUGCCGCGCACGACGCCCACGGCGUCCCCGCGCGCCGCGGCCAGGCCCAGGGCCGGGGCCAUCACCUGCGGCCCGCGCGACAACCGCGGCCCACUCCAGCGCGGCCGCUCCCUCUCCACGGAGGCCAUCCACGCCGUGCAGUCCCUCAAGCGCCUCACCGCCGCCGACCGCUCCCCGUCGGCCGCCCGCGGCGCGGCCUCCGCGUCCCUCGGCCGCCUCCUCCGGGCCGACCUCCUCGCCGCCAUGGCCGAGCUCCAGCGGCAGGGCCACUGGUCCCUCGCCCUCGCCGCGCUCCAUGUGGCGCGCGCCGAGCCCUGGUACCGGCCCGACCCGGAGCUCUACGCCACGUUCGUCUCCUCCUCGCCGCCCUCCGAGGCCGCCGCCGGCGCCGUGGACGCGCUCGUGGAGGCGUUCCUCGAGGAGAAGGAGGAGGGGCGCGGCGGGCGGCUCUCGGAGUCGGAGGGGCCGUGGGUGGGGGCGGACGUGUACAAGCUCACCAGGCUGGUGCGCGCGCUGGUGGCCAAGGGCAGGGCGCGCGCGGCGUGGAGGGUGUACGAGGCGGCGGUGAGGAGGGAAGGCUGCGAGGUGGACGAGUACAUGUACCGGGUGAUGGCGCGGGGGAUGAAGCGGCUGGGGCUCGAGGCCGAGGCGGCGGAGGUGCAGGCCGACUUUGCGGAGUGGGAGGUCAGGGUCUCGCCGCCGGCGAGGCACCUGCUCGACGAAAUGCGCGCGAGGGAGAACAGCAACAAGACGGCGACGACGGCUUAGUUUUCUUGUACUGGAAAAUAAAUCUAGAGAGCACGAGUGUGAUUAAUUGUUUUCUUUUACUGGAUACUUAAAAUGUCGUCCUGCUGUACCUAUGGUGUGGCAACGCAUAUGCCACAGUUCAAAGUUCAGAAGGCCUGUUUGGAUUGUGA
Molecule: messenger RNA, 1051 nt
Organism: Triticum urartu
Lineage: Eukaryota; Viridiplantae; Streptophyta; Magnoliopsida; Poales; Poaceae
Product: protein THYLAKOID ASSEMBLY 8, chloroplastic
Biological process (GO): chloroplast organization; Group II intron splicing
Molecular function (GO): RNA binding; protein binding
Source: RefSeq, a predicted model, not a curated record